UGUGACGAGGAUGGCUCACGAUGCCUCGGAUUCAUCCGAAACGUGCACGCGUGGGGACCACUGUCGUCUAACUAUGACUGAACUUCGUUGUUUUGGGGUCCGGGUGACCGAUAACAGAAUACGUACUGUGGGUCAUGGUUGAUGUUGGGACGUGCUGACUGUUCUGAGUGCAUGUGGGUUCAUUUCCUCCGUGUGUUUCAGGGAAUGGCUACACACGGACGAAGCCGCUCUGCUGGUGGUUCCGCCCCGCAUGGAGAGGAGCGUCGAUGGACGACGUCGUUGCCGGCAAGGGAAACGAGUCGGGGAGGUGGCGGUGGGGAGGAAGAACGACGGGCUCAAAACUUGUGGUGCGACUAUAGCAAACGUGUCUGGUGUUUGGACCGGGCGAGCCAGGACGGCUCCAGCCCGUUGCAACCACCGUGCGGGCCGCUCUUGUUCGUCGCAGUUCGCGCCGACAGAACGCGUCUCGCAGGGUCCAUCGUCCAGUGGGUCGACGUUGGCGAAUACAAUUUCAAGUUUACGUUGAAGAAGCAUUACAAAAGUGAUGGUUCCGUCGACGACAUCGCAAAAGGAUGCAAGGUUGCCGGGAGGAUGUUCGGCGGGGGUGCAGAAGGACGUCGUCUUGCCAUCCAUCCCGAAAUAAUAUUAGCUAUUCCAGAUUGGGAAGACGUGUACAACCAUCGAUCCUUGGACGAGUUCCUCGUUGAUACCAUCGCGUUGGCUAUAAUCGACUGCUACGAACGUAAAGACAUGAGAUACACGAAGCCCAUUUUCGUUCUCGCUCCGAUCAUCGCGCCUCCAGAGAACGGCGAGCCUGUUGUGCGCGUGCUGCCUGCUGACUUCAACAACUCACAGCCGGAGAAAUACUGGUAUUAUCCUGUGUGUGGACAGCAUAACGCGAGGGCGGCGAUGAAGGUGAAAGACCAUCCCGUGUUUGAGUACUACAACUUCUGUAAAUGGCCGUUCAGACCGAUCUACUUCCCUGACGACGAUUUCGACGGCUACGCCCAUGUCAGCUGCGAAGACAACAUGAAAGACAAGAAGAAUCCACCGUGCUUGCAGGUUUUGUCUAUGCGGGACAUUCGCAAUAUCUGGAAAAUUAAGGGCAAACCGCGUGUGGUGCUCGACAAUGCGUCGAAGAAAAAGGACGAGGUGCGAAAGUGGGUGCAGUUCAUGGCGUUGGCUAUGAAGAAGACACCGUACACGCGUUUGUGGAACCUGUCAACUGAAGAAAACAAAAGAAAGCAAUGGGCUGAGAAACUUCGAUACUACCUCCCGCUGGCCAUGGCAGAUGACUCCGUCUUCGCUUUGGGAGAGAAGUUCUACGAGGAGUGGUCGAAAGGGAAAUUGCUUGCUUCUGACGGCCGGCGUUGGACUGAAAAGCCGCCCACCUAUGAGGAGGUGGCCAAGCCAGGACUCUCCACUGUGACUGACAGCCAGGGGCUGAAGAAACACAUCUGGUACGUGAAGGUGGACGACCCGUCAUUGAAAAAGGGCAAGGGGAAGCCAAAGAAAGCCGCGGAGGAGAAAACUUUCUACGUCCAAGUUCCUGAGCCGGAUGUCCACUGCUGGAAGGAAUUGGUGGACUUGACGGACCGCGAGAAGAAAAGGCUGUUGAACGGCGUCUUGAACCUUAACGUCGUGUGGGUUCAAACGAAGUUCGAGUACGAGGAAAUGGAUAAGCGGGAGUGGAAUGCCAACUCCACGUUCAUCAGAUCCAAGAAGCAACUGUUCGAAGAGUUCAAGGACAAAGGUCUCGACGGCAAGCUUUGGAACGAGAGCAGGAAAUUUUUCACGGACUUUCUGUACGUCAACAAGUGCCCUCAGUUUCUCGGGUGUCAACACGACAACAACAUCAAGAGAACGGCGGCCCUUAUCAACGACCAGCAUUUCCCGGUGGAGUGGAAGCGUGUCGUCCUUUCGGUGAUCACGGGAGAUCGUGCCAAAGGCAAAAAAAGCCCUCGGGGCGUUGAUGAAUGCAUCAACAUCAUGUGGACGAGGACAAGCGCCUUGACGACGCUGGCCCAGUUUAACGUCGACGCAUUGAGUGCCAUAGAUCAUAAGGAGGCGCUGGGAAAACUAGGGCAUCAGCUACGCUCCCACACUUGCGUGCUCAUCUUGUGUGGAACUGUGGACCGUGCGCAAUGGGACUCUGGGGCAUUCGCGUCUCUGAGUGAGUUGCUGGGCUUCGUUUGUCAGGACUACUGGACAUUGGUGGUAUUCGUUCCCUGCCUGUGGAACCUCUCCUUCAUGACAUCUUUGUCUGCGCUUGGGGCUACCCGAUGCUACACGGGGAAGUGGGUUCGGAAGACGGCAGCGAAGAAGACGCAUCAGUUCGGAAACAACAUCUGGGAGAAGCCGGAUGUGAUGCACAUUCUUUUCAAAGGCGAGGAUCCUCGGCUACUGACUCACCUGGUGUACGAGGAAGCUGUUGCUGAAGACGACGACGCCGCUCUCCAUAAGAAACAGAAAGUGACACCCACAGAUGUGGAGGAGAAGUCUUUCAAGUCCUUGACUUUCACGGACAUCGGAAACCUCACCCAGAGGGGGGCUCUGUACAAGGACGGCGAGCGGAAUCCGAAUCAGUUAUGCAAUCAGCUUCUUUUCUUCUGUGGUGUGGCGGAUGCCGUGCUGUUYUUGGGCAAGCCGCACGCGCAGGUGGUGUGGAGUCUGCUUCAGCAGGGAAGGCACGUCUUGGCCGUGGAUGGGGACACAAUGCAUCUCGAAUACACCGUGCAGUAUGUCACCCAUGAACCCGUUUAUGACCCGAACAAGGACAUGUUCUUCAAGUUCACUCCGAAGAAAAGGCGCCAGGUCUACUCCUUCCUUUACAGCGAACAACCAAGGUUGAGAUUUGACCCGCAGUACGUGGUGCGGAAGGAAGUCGCCAUUGCAGUCCUCCAGGGCUACCACGGAGCGAGUUGGGCCGACGCUGUGAGCUUCAUUAAGAGGCUGGAAUAUGUGUUUUUUAACGAGAAUGUUGUCGAUCCGCCCGAUUUCACGUUGGAUAACUACAAGCUGGCAUUCGGUGAGGAGGACGACUUCAAUAUCGAGACUGAGCAGGAGGAGAGCGUUGAGGACGACCUCUUCGAUUUGGACGGGCAAUUGGCCAUCUUCAAUGCCCAAGUUUCUGAGUCGCCGUCAGUAUGCAAACCGGGGACACCUCUCGCUACACCCACCUCGAGCGGCCCCACGGCCGUGUCCUCCUCAGCGCCUGUCAAGAGGGGAGUUGUGAAGCGCAAGUCUCGCGGAAAGGACGGCGAAGGGGAUGGUAAAGGCGGCGGGCAACGAGGUACCGAAGGUGGAAGUGAACAACGCUCAACGAAACAGCGGUCUCCGGGGCACGCAGGCGGUGAAGAGGGGAAAAAGGGCAGGCGGGAGAAGAAAAAGCCUCGCAGCGGAGAGAAGACAAAACAUCACACAGGAGACGGGCAGGGGUCCGAUGUCGACCGCGACGAGGACGGUGGGGUUCUGGCGGUGACAGGCAGCACCUCAAUGGAGACGGGGAACGACUUCAGGCCUGGGUGGAUUACACGGCCUUGCGAGCAGGACCCUGUGAUUAGCUCCACCAGCGCAACACAGUAUACCGAUGCUGUUGGCGGGGCAGUUGCAGCAAAGAAUGAAACUUGCUUCGCUCAGCUCCAAAAACGGUUGGCCGAUUGUCUCAGAUCUAUCCGAACCUCGGAGACGACAUCGUUGUCCGGAACUCAGUGCCUUCCGGGAAGCGAGACGACAACAUACCACAGAUCCGGCAGCGACAAGCUCCAACCAUGUUCGGUUUCGCCUCAAAAGGAAGUUCGGAUUAAUCCGAACCCAGAAGCCAGUACCGUUGAGAGAGCACAGCGAUCUGCGGAACUCGAACGGGUGGUUCGGGUUUCCGAAAACCCUGGCGGCGAAAUUCGGAUUCAUCUGAACCAGGAGGACAUGUCCGUUAUGACAGACGACCGGUGUCAGGACACCGUCAUGCUGUGCAUGGAAGUCCACAAGGAGCUGCAGGCAGACUGUCCGACUGAGGGUGAGUUAGCGACCAGUUUCAAUGUCGAGCCCCGCACACUCGGAGCCGAAUGCCUGGUGACGGUACGCACUGAGUUAGCAGUCUUGAGCGACUCUCCGGUGAAAGCGGACACGUCAUCACCGUUGGAAACUGCGGUGGCUCGGAUGAAUCCGAACCAGGACCCUGUGAGCAUGUCCCUCCCUGGUGCAGCUUUGGAGACGACCGUAAUUCGGAUUCAUCCGAGACACACGGACAAAGGACUUGACAAUUGUCGACUUCACACGACUUUGGACAAGGACGAUUCCGCCGACGACCGGAUUGAUCCGACACUCGGCGACGUCGGGAUGGAGCAACUAGUUCAGCCGGCAUACGACGACCCCUUGUACUUCGGCCUUCACGACGAGGCGAUGGGAGAGGACGUUCUGAAGAAGUCCUCUGACGCUGUUGGAGAUAGAUUUCUCUAUUUGAGUGACGACGAUAAAGACACAGCGCACGAGGACAAGAAGUUAAGGGGGGAAGAGGUGUUGUUGGACAUCCAUGGGACCUUGAGCACAACACAAUGCGACACAGUGGCGACGGAGGAAACCCAAGCUGUCGAUGUUGUGGACGUCGACGCUCUUUGUCUGGAGACGGACAGACUAAAAUUGCCCGUCGCGGACAUGGAGGAUUUCCGCCAUCGGGAUGGGGAUGAAUUCAUGCCAUCGCCGGUCAUCGACGCCGACAUCUCGAACCUGUCAAGCUUCCCUGUGAGUUUGGAGCACGUCGUCGCCGCGUCGACGCGCACGGGGGCGCCAAUCGUGCUGGGACUGCCAUCAGUGGGCUUUGGUGACGUUGAAGCUAAGCCUGGUGAGCACUGUCUUCCUUUGCUUGCUUCCCGCUCGUCAUCCCGCUCGUGAAGUGUUGUUUGCUUCGUCGAUUUCGGGGAGGUGUGUACGAGGCCGCCAACUGGAUUUUACGAUGUGCUUCGUGAGG
This is a messenger RNA of Chara braunii, 4966 nucleotides long. NCBI's taxonomy places the organism in Eukaryota, Viridiplantae, Streptophyta, Charophyceae, Charales, Characeae. The record is from the annotation of a GenBank genome assembly.